Anoplophora glabripennis (Asian longhorned beetle) is the source of this 391-nucleotide messenger RNA. RefSeq names its product neuronal growth regulator 1-like. The record is from RefSeq and is a predicted model, not a curated record. The transcript is spliced from 2 exons. The coding region runs from base 152 to 391 and encodes 79 amino acids. Gene Ontology annotation, cellular component: neuron projection. Lineage: Eukaryota; Metazoa; Arthropoda; Insecta; Coleoptera; Cerambycidae.
GGUGGCCUGGUUAAAGGUGGAUACUCAAACUAUCCUUACCAUUCAUAAUCAUGUGAUCACGAAGAAUAAUCGCAUUGGAAUUUUUCACACGGAAAACGAUGUUUGGCGAUUACAUAUAAAGGAUGUACGAGAAUCAGAUCAUGGGUGGUAUAUGUGUCAAAUAAAUACAGACCCUAUGAAAAGUCAAAGAGGGUACCUCAGUGUGGUGGUGCCUCCAGAUAUUCUUGAUUAUCCAACAAGCACUGAUAUGGUUGUGGAUGAAGGAGCAAAUGUUACCCUUCAGUGUAUUGCAAGGGGAUUACCAGAUCCGAAAGUAAUUUGGAAAAGGGAAGAUGGGGAAAAGAUAGAUUUGCAAAAUAAUUCACAAGGUACUGUAUAUAUUUACAUUUAA